Molecule: messenger RNA, 1412 nt
Organism: Aplysia californica (California sea hare)
Lineage: Eukaryota; Metazoa; Mollusca; Gastropoda; Aplysiida; Aplysiidae
Exons: 4
Coding region: 132-578 (148 amino acids)
Source: RefSeq, a predicted model, not a curated record
UGCAAGUAUUUUAGAUUGUUUUAAGUUGUGUUAAAUUAAACUGACUUCUUUCUAUUGAAAUGACAUGAUGUAAAAGCAUGAUGUGAGAAAUUUUUGAAGUUCGGAACCUGAUUUGUGACGUCAUCCUUAAAAUGGAGCGCUCAUUGAUGAUUAUCGGCAUCUUCUCAAUGACAGCUAAUCAGCUCGGGCGAUGCUGCAAGAAGAAAGAGGUUAUCGCUUCCUACACCAAAACCUGGCUUUCGAAAAACCAAAGAUUUUUAAACAUUGAGUGUCUACUCAGCACAAGACUAGAAAACAUGGAGUACUUAACGCUGCAGACAAUUCCUCCCCACACAUCUGAAGUGCAAGAAGUUUUAAAACUACGGUGCUGGGCCAACAAUCAUUUAGUUACAGUGACUCAAAAGUUGAAUGGAACUUUUAAAUUCACCGUUCCUUUUGCUAAACCUUUUAAAAUCCUCUUUACCAGUGAGGACUUUGCCCACCGUGACUUAGGCAGGUACAGAUGUGUUCUCUCUGGGCGGAACUUGAGCUCCCAUUCUGAUGACGUCACCACUGACUGGUACAAAACGCUUCAGUGACGUCACCGGUGAUGACAGACCUGACCGGAACAGUCAACUAGCGUCGACGAAUACAGCGUCUACAUGUUUGAGAUGGAGUUGUUUUUUAAUUUUUAAUUUUGUGUUUGUUUGUUUGUUUGUUUGUUUAUUCUUACUACAGCUUUUAAAUACCUUCGUGACCAGUAAUAUACCCACUUCUUUUUUAAAAAUUUGUGACAAAUGAGGUAAGAUGCUGUUAUGAUGAACAGCGCUCGUUAUGCCUUGUAAAGCGCAAGAGUCAUAAUGACAAAUGUUGCGAGAUUAAUUUUGCUUGUUUCCGGUGUUCUAUUCUUACAAAACGUGCUUUGAAAAACUAAUUGAAGAUUCAAAUUCAGCGAUACUUUUUCCCUACGAAAAAACAAAUCUUUUGCUUUUUAAGAGGUAGUUUUUUUGUACAUUAUGUAUUUGCACACCACGUCUAAGAAAGGGCUAUCGACCUCAGUAUAUAGCGCCACGCUUCGAUCUUGGAGAUCCAACACUUUGGAUCAGUGGAACACAAACUGAUCCUGCACAAGGUAGGUCUAGACGGGAUGUAGCAUGUUUGGAUAUGGUGCAUUAAGCACUGAGUCAAUUUCUUGAUGGAACGUCUUUGACCUAGCAUUAUUUGGGGGAGAUUUCCAGGUGCUACACUCAUUUGUUUCGCUUGGAUUGGAAACUGUCUUUAAAAUAGAAGGUUCCGUCACUUAUUAUACUCUUUCUGUGCCGAAAGGAGGGGGGGGGGUAACUCCAUGCAUGUAUUAUUAUGCAACAGCUAAUCAACAGUAAUUAGUCUUGUAAACACGAAUAUAUCAUUUUGAAGUUGGAGCACCAUGCUCU